Molecule: messenger RNA, 1039 nt
Organism: Ostrinia furnacalis (Asian corn borer)
Lineage: Eukaryota; Metazoa; Arthropoda; Insecta; Lepidoptera; Crambidae
Gene: Der-1
Product: derlin 1
Exons: 5
Coding region: 245-1003 (252 amino acids)
Source: RefSeq, a predicted model, not a curated record
UGCAACACCUAAUUUUAAAUGUCAAAAUAAAUAAAAAUCAUCCUUCUCCGAUUUUCUGGACAAAUUCUCAUAGGACACGUGUACUUGCUUCUAAUUUGUGUUUAAUUUCAUCACCAACAUAAAUAUUGCGCUCAUCAAGCCGAAAGAGUCACCACCAAAGUGGUUUCGGGUGUUGAAACUUAGUGUUUUGUGGAUGUUAGUGUGUCUGUAGAGCUAUUGUGUUUUUGUAGGAAAACCAACAAAAAUGUCUGAGUUUAAGGACUGGUACAGGAAUGUGCCGUUUUUUACGCGUACUUGGUUAACUUUGACGAUAGUUUUUAGCCUUAUCGGCCGGUUUGGACUUGUUAACCCCUAUUACUUGUUGCUCGACUUCUACCCCUUCGUGUUUGAGUGCCAGAUAUGGAGGCCGCUAACCGCAGCGUUCUACUACCCCAUCGGUCCAGGCACCGGUUUCCAUUUCCUAAUCAACUGCUACUUCCUGUACACAUACUCGCAGCGGCUGGAGACCGGAAUGUUCCAGGGCAAGCCUGCGGACUACUUGUACAUGCUCCUUUUCAACUGGGUGUGCUGCGUUAUCAUCGGACUGAUGAUUAAUGUGCCGUUGAUCAUGGACCCGCUAGUCCUGUCAGUGCUGUACGUGUGGUGCCAGCUGAACAAGGAUGUAGUUGUGUCGUUCUGGUUCGGCACGCGCUUCAAGGCGAUGUAUCUGCCCUGGGUGUUGCUAGCGUUUAACAUGAUCCUUAGCGGAGGUGGUGCAAUGGAGCUGGUGGGCAUUCUCAUCGGUCACCUCUCAUUCUUCCUGCAGUUCAAAUACCCGCAAGAAUUCGGCGGCCCGGCCAUCUUGACUCCACCUGCUUUCUUGAAAAGGAUGUUCCCCGACUCCCGAUUCGUGGGAGGCUUCGGCACCGCGCCCCAAGCGGUAGGCGGCGAGCGCGCGCGACCAGGCGACACCAUGUUCGGCGGACAUCACUGGGGUCGCGGCCAAGUCCUCGGCGGCAACUGAACGCAUGGUCACUCUAUUGUACCAUAAAGUUAUACC